UGAAUUAGAGACCACUUUUUCACACGUCUCUCUGCCUCCCUCAAUUCUCUCUCCCUCCUUCCUCUCCUCCCCAUCGCAGUGCUUCGCCGGACUUCUGCCACCGCUCAACCAGACUUCUGACUCUGUUCCUCCGCUCUACUCCUUCCUCCACGGUUAUAGUGUAAGGGACGAGAGAGAGAGAAGAAGAAUGAAUAAGGGGGGAGGUGCAGCGUCAGGUGGCGGAUUGGGAGGUGGGGGAAGUGGGCCCACUGCGGCUGCGGCGGCAGCAGCAGCUCAGAAGCAGAAGGCAUUGCUGCAGAGAGUGGAGACGGACAUCGCCAACAUCGUCGACAAUUUCAGCUCCCUCGUCAACGUCUCCAGGGUGAACGAUCCUCCUGUUAGAAACUCUCAAGAAGCUUUCAUGAUGGAGAUGCGUGCAGCUAGAAUGGUUCAGGCAGCUGAUUCUCUGCUCAAGUUGGUGUCAGAACUCAAGCAGACGGCAAUCUUUUCGGGAUUUGCCUCCCUUAAUGACCAUGUAGAGCAAAGAAUAGUGGAGUUCAACCAGCAGGCUGAGAAGACCGACCAGAUGUUGGCUAGAAUCGGAGAGGAGGCAGCUGCUAGCCUCAAGGAGCUUGAAUCCCAUUACUAUUCUUCUGCACUGAGGACUAGUGAAAACUUGCAGCCAUGAACUUGACAGUAAUUUAAACUAGACAUUAGUUUGGUGAUUGUUUCUUGAAUCAUGUAUACACAGGCAGAAACAAUGUACUUGUACGAUGCAAACAGAUUUUCAUUCAUCAAAUAUUUUUUAUUCACCCUGAAUUGAAUUGAAUGAAUUCUAUCGUCA
Prunus dulcis (almond) is the source of this 823-nucleotide messenger RNA. RefSeq names its product mediator of RNA polymerase II transcription subunit 22a-like. The record is from RefSeq and is a predicted model, not a curated record. Gene Ontology annotation, cellular component: mediator complex. Gene Ontology annotation, biological process: regulation of transcription by RNA polymerase II. NCBI's taxonomy places the organism in Eukaryota, Viridiplantae, Streptophyta, Magnoliopsida, Rosales, Rosaceae. Gene Ontology annotation, molecular function: transcription coregulator activity. The coding region runs from base 188 to 667 and encodes 159 amino acids. The transcript has 4 exons.